Messenger RNA from Ipomoea nil (Japanese morning glory), 1745 nucleotides. RefSeq names its product 7-deoxyloganetic acid glucosyltransferase-like. The coding region runs from base 75 to 1553 and encodes 492 amino acids. The transcript is spliced from 2 exons. Gene Ontology annotation, molecular function: UDP-glycosyltransferase activity. The record is from RefSeq and is a predicted model, not a curated record. Lineage: Eukaryota; Viridiplantae; Streptophyta; Magnoliopsida; Solanales; Convolvulaceae.
GUACUUAAGGCAAAGACCCAAACCAACAUUCUCGACCACCUUGGAAAACCCAAAAACCUCGACGACAAUCAACAAUGGAGAAUCCAAGAAAAUUGACGACGACGACGACGAAUCCACCUCACGUACUAAUAUUCCCCUUGCCACUUCAAGGCCCCGUGAACUCCAUGCUCAAACUCGCCGAGAUAUUCUGCCUCCACGACAUCCACGUCACCUUCCUCAACACCCACCACGUCCACCGCCGCCUCUUCACCUUCUCCGACGCCGGCGACCGCUUCGCCAAGUACCCCAACUUCCGCUUCGCCACGCUCCCCGACGGCCUCCCGGAGGACAACCCCAGGACCGGAGACCAAAUCUUGGAGCUUAUAGAAUGCAUAGAGAAAGUCACCAGCCCGCUCUUCCGGGAGAUGGUCACCGCCGGCGCCGGCCUCCAGAACCCCGUCACCUGCCUUCUGGUCGACGGAAUAUUCACGUUUGCCGUCGAUGUCGCCCGGGAAAUCGGAGUCCCACUUCUCUAUUUUGACACGAUUAGUCCUUGUGGCCUUUGGAGUUACAUGUGUGUCCCUAAACUCAUUGAAGCCGGAGAGCUUCCCUUCCGAGGAAAUGAUUUGGAUUCCCCAAUAAAGAGUGCGCCAGGAUUCGGCGGCAUCCUACGCCGCAGGGACAUGCCCAGCUUGUGUCGGGCCGACGACAUCAACGACCCAAUAAUCCAGCUUGUUCUCAAGGAGGACCAACAUCUCCCCCAAGCCCAAGGCCUCAUUUUCAACACAUUUCUAGGCCUAGAAGGACCCAUUCUUGCGCAGUUCCGGGACGUGGUCUGCCCCAAUGUCUAUGCCGUUGGCCCACUCCACUCACACCUUAAGACCCGGCUUGCUGAGGGCGGGAGAGAUAAAUCGCGGGAUGUGCUGUAUCCUACUUCUUCUAAUAGUUUGUGGAGGGAGGACGAGAGAUGUAUAGAGUGGCUUGAUAGGCAGGUGGAGAGGUCGGUGUUGUAUGUUAGCAUUGGAAGCAUGGCAAUCAUUAGUAGAGAUCGUCUCAUGGAGCUGUGGUAUGGAUUGGUGAAUAGCGGGACUCGUUUUCUUUGGGUGCAAAGGCCUGGCUCGGUGAUGGGUGGGAGAAGGGAUGGCGAUGUUCCGGAGGAGUUGAUUCAAGGGACAGAGAAAAGGGGAUGCAUUGUGGACUGGGCUCCUCAAGAGAAGGUUCUGGCUCACCCUUCAAUUCGUGGAUUCUUAACGCAUGGCGGGUGGAACUCGACUUUAGAGAGCAUAGUGGAAGGGGUGCCCAUGAUUUGUUGGCCAUUUUUUGUUGACCAACACGUCAACAGUAGGUUUGUGGAGGAAGUUUGGAAAGUAGGGUUAGACAUGAAGGACUUGUAUGAUAGAGGUAGCAUUGAGAGGAUGAUUAGGGAUCUAAUGGAGGAUAAGAAAGAUGAGUUCUUGAAAAGGGCAAGUGAAAUGGCAUAUUUGGCCAAACAAAGCAUUGGACGAAGUGGCUCUUCGUACCAGGACUUGGAUCGCCUCAUUGAGGAUAUUAGAUUGAUGAGAAUAGGAUCAUAAGGUGUCCAUACGGACAGCUCAAUUGAUUCUUGGGUGACAGAUUGUGGGCAACAAAAAUAUAAUUAUAGGGUAGAUCAUUAUUAUAUUGGCAUUCAAAGCCCCAUCACACUUUCAAUCAUUUAUGUAUGUAUGGUUUGUCAAGAAUUAAUUUGUCUCAAUGGCCUAGACAAUCUUAAUCUUAAUAUCUCUUCU